Phaethon lepturus (White-tailed tropicbird) is the source of this 1249-nucleotide messenger RNA. RefSeq names its product major facilitator superfamily domain containing 2A (gene MFSD2A). Gene Ontology annotation, biological process: carbohydrate transport. The transcript has 11 exons. The annotation marks the transcript as partial. The record is from RefSeq and is a predicted model, not a curated record. NCBI's taxonomy places the organism in Eukaryota, Metazoa, Chordata, Aves, Phaethontiformes, Phaethontidae. Gene Ontology annotation, cellular component: membrane. Gene Ontology annotation, molecular function: lysophospholipid:sodium symporter activity.
GAUCAUCUUUUCCACCCCGUUUGCUGUCAUCGCCUACUUUCUCAUCUGGUUUGUGCCAGACAUCUCCAGAGGCCAAGUGAUGUGGUACCUCGUCUUCUACUGCAUCUUCCAGACGCUCAUGACGUGCUUCCAUGUGCCCUACUCGGCGCUGACCAUGUUCAUCAGCAGGGAGCAGAGCGAGCGGGACUCGGCCACCGCCUACCGUAUGACUGUGGAAGUGCUGGGCACCGUGCUGGGCACAGCCAUCCAGGGCCAGAUCGUGGGCAAGGUGGUUACUCCCUGCAUCGAGAGCCCUCUCUUCAUUGGGAAGACCAACUCUUCGGUGGCCAUGGAGGAGCUAAACAUGACCCACGACACCGGGUCACUCACAGACACUAGAAAUGCCUACAUGAUCGCUGCAGGGGUCAUCGGGGGCCUCUACAUCCUCUGUGCUGUGAUCCUGUCGGUGGGCGUGCGGGAGAAGAGAGAGUCCUCUGAGCUCCAGUCGGACGAGCCUGUCUCCUUCUUCCAGGGGCUGAAGCUGGUGAUGAACCACGGUGCCUACAUCAAGCUCAUCGCCGGCUUCCUCUUCACCUCGCUGGCCUUCAUGCUGCUGGAGGGUAACUUUGCCCUUUUCUGCACCUACACCCUGGGCUUCCGCAACGAGUUCCAGAACAUCCUCCUGGCCAUCAUGCUCUCGGCCACCUUGACCAUUCCCCUCUGGCAGUGGUUCCUUACCCGCUUUGGGAAGAAGACUGCUGUCUACGUGGGCAUCUCGUCUGCCAUUCCCUUCCUCAUCAUGGUGGCUGUCCUGGACAGUAACCUCAUCAUCACCUACAUCGUGGCUGUUGCAGCUGGGAUCAGCGUCGCAGCCGCCUUCCUCCUGCCCUGGUCUAUGCUCCCAGACGUCAUAGACGACUUCAAGCUGCAACACCCCGAUUCCCAUGGCCAUGAAGCCAUCUUCUUCUCCUUCUAUGUCUUCUUCACUAAGUUCACCUCUGGGGUCUCCCUGGGCAUCUCCACACUCAGCUUAGACUUUGCAGGGUACCAGACCCGGGGCUGCUCCCAGCCCAAUGAGGUGAACUUCACCCUGAAGAUGCUGGUGUCGGCUGUGCCUGUGGGGCUGAUCCUUCUGGGCCUGCUCCUGUUCAAGCUGUAUCCCAUUGAUGAGGAGAAGCGGAGGAAAAACAAGAAAGCCUUGCAGGACUUAAGGGAGGAGAGCAACAGCAGCUCUGAGUCGGACAACACAGAACUGGCCAGCAUCGUGUGA